GGAGUGAUCACAGUGACCUUUGCCAACUCAGCUUCGUGGCGCUCACUCUCCAUCUUCUCCUUUUUGAGGUGUCCCUUUUGGGGGGAUCUUCCUUCUUUGGAGCGUGGGAAGCGUGGAACACGGGUUCUCAUGGAGAAGGGGCCUAUCGAAUCUCAGUUGAGAAUGUGCACCCGACCCAGUCUGAGGUUACACAAGUGAGCUGUGAUCAAUACUAUAUAAUACGUAGACUUGUUUCCAGGGUCGGACCACCAUGCUAUCCAUCUUCCAUUGCUGCCUUGAACCAUGGCUCUGAGAGGGAUCGGCAGAUUUACAUGCGAUUAACAUCCAAUGGAAGACGACAGCAUGCCAACUUCGAAGCGACGCAUUAGUGUCAAGGAGCAAUUCCGAACUUUUUGUCUGCAAACCAGCCUCCAUGGAUGGCAAUACAUCGUGGAGAAGCCAGCAUCAGCUUGGCGAAACGCCUUUUGGGCCGUGAUUGUCACGCUCUCCAUGGUCACCGCAGGCACGUUUCUCUACAAUAACACUUGGGACUUUGUUCAUUCAAAUGUGGUGACCACAGUGGACACCAUGACUGCUCCUUUGUCAGAAGUAUUCUUUCCGUCCGUCGUUGUGUGCAACAUUAACCAGGUUCGUGAUUCGUAUUUCGAAGAGCUGCUGGCCAAUCAAAAAGCCAUGGUUCAGCAGAGCCAAGCCCACAACGAAAACUUGACUCUCGUAGAGGACGUGGACGUCAGUGGGACCCAUCAAUUAUGCAAGGACAUGUUCAUCUAUUCCAAAUGGAAUGGUUCGACGACAUUUUCUUUCGAAAGUGAGCGGGACUUUGGAACGGAUUAUGGCAUCUGUUGUUGGUACACGCCUCAAUUCAACUUUACCGAAAUAGUUCGGGUGAGCCACGAGCAAGGCCUCGAGGAACCUAACUGGGGACACUGGUUCACCAACAUCGAAAAGGGUGCGAAAACCGGCAAGGACAAUGGCUAUACCAUGUUGUUGGACAUCGAGAGCUUCGAUUAUAAGUUUUUCAACGAAGGGUCCGAGGGCUUGAAAGUGGCUUUAGUGCAUCAUCUGGAUAUGCCCAUCAUGAGACAAAUUGGUUUCCAUAUCUCCCCAGGGACUGAGAAUCAAAUCGCCGUGACCCCAACUCUCAUUUCAACGUCCAAGCAUGCUGUGGAGCGAUUCGUUCCUGAGCAACGGGACUGCUACUGCGAGGAUGAAAUCUCCUUGAAGUAUCUACCCAGGGACCAUGGAUAUCGCUACGAAAUGAGCAACUGCCUCUUUGAGGCCGCCUUUGAAAACAUCCUUGAGCAAUGCAACUGUUUUCCUGGUUUCCACACAACUGGAGAUGAAUCACAUUCUGCCAACUAUUCGACGUGUAUUGGUGAUGAUCUGGUUUGCGUCAAUGAACUAAUGAAUCGAAUGGGUCAAUUCGAUCAUGUGGUUUAUCAGGGGAAACAAGUGAAAUGCCGGUCGAAUUGCGAGGAUCAGAUCAACUCGGUGUUUGUGACCUCGUCCACUUAUCCGAACAAGCAUGUUUUCGUUAAAAGACCGGAGUUCUGCUACACCCUGAUCCGUUUGUUCAAAAAGUGCAAUUCCUCCAAGAGAUACCCGGUUAUGCGAGCCUAUCCCGGGUUAUGUUUCAUUCUCGAGGAGGUGGAUUUCCUCGAAAGCCGAUGCCAAGAUCAGAAUGUCCGGUGGAAGGACAUUCGAGAGUUCAUUCCCAAUUGCAACGACACCUUCUGCCCCCUCGAAGAAAUAGUAUGGAUGUACGCCAGAAAGAAUAUGGCCCUUUUGAACAUUUUCAUCAAGGAUCCGUACGCCAAAAAGUUCCUAAAAGAUGUGAAAACCACAAAAACCUCCUACAUUGCCAACUCAGGUGGCAUUCUCGGGCUCUGCAUGGGCUUCUCCUUCAUCAGUGGGGCAGAAGUGAUCUUCCAUUUCCUCAGCUCCAUUUUCCCCAGUUUGAGCGCCGGAAAAGGAGGCGUGCCAGCCCGGAAAGUCAGUCUGGAUCAGAAUGGCCCAGGGAUACCGGGGGACGAGAAUCCCGCCCAUCCGUUAGUCCGAAAGUGCCCCAAACACGGAUGCAAACUUACGAGGAAGAAAUGUCACAUUCUUCGGGGCAGAGCCGGGUUUCCUUCGUGCUUCAAGCGGGGCAAUCCGAGCCACAGAGUCACCAAAUACCCGAUCUAUGGGCCAGAGAGAUUCAUCUGAAUGGGCCCUUCUUUCUUGUUAUUAUCAAUGCUCAAUUGAUCGUAAUAAAAGAUGUAUCUUAGUUAAAUUA
Messenger RNA from Tigriopus californicus, 2275 nucleotides. Its product is annotated as pickpocket protein 28-like. Lineage: Eukaryota; Metazoa; Arthropoda; Copepoda; Harpacticoida; Harpacticidae. Gene Ontology annotation, biological process: sodium ion transmembrane transport. The transcript has 11 exons. The record is from RefSeq and is a predicted model, not a curated record. Bases 328 to 2205 code for a protein of 625 amino acids. Gene Ontology annotation, molecular function: ligand-gated sodium channel activity. Gene Ontology annotation, cellular component: membrane.